This is a messenger RNA of Penaeus chinensis, 642 nucleotides long. Its product is annotated as vegetative cell wall protein gp1-like. Bases 1 to 642 code for a protein of 213 amino acids. Lineage: Eukaryota; Metazoa; Arthropoda; Malacostraca; Decapoda; Penaeidae. The transcript is spliced from 2 exons. The record is from RefSeq and is a predicted model, not a curated record.
AUGUUGGAAUUUAUGUUGUGGAAAUGUGUUCCAGUGACCCCAAGACCCCAAAAUCCCUCCUCCCUCGCUCCCCGCCCGAAAUCCCUCGGACCCCAGGACCCCAAGACCCCAGGACCCCCAAAUCCUUACCUCCCUCGCUCCCCGCCCGAAAUCCCUCUGACUCAGGACCCCAAGACCCCAAAAUCCCUCCUCCCUCGCUCCCCGCCCGAAAUCCCUCGGACCCCAGGACCCCAGGACCCCCAAAUCCUGAUAUCCCUCGCUCCCCGCCUGAAAUCCCUCAGACCCCAGGACCCCAAGACCCCAAAAUCCCUCCUCCCUCGCUCCCCGCCCGAAAUCCCUCGGACCCCAGGACCCCAAGACCCCAGGACCCCCAAAUCCUUACCUCCCUCGCUCCCCGCCCGAAAUCCCUCUGACUCAGGACCCCAAGACCCCAAAAUCCCUCCUCCUUCGCUCCCCGCCCGAAAUCCCUCGGACCCCAGGACCCCAGGACCCCCAAAUCCUUACCUCCCUCGCUCCCCGCCCGAAAUCCCUCGGACCCCAGGACCCCAGAAUCCUUACCUCCCUCGCUCCCCGCCCGAAAUCCCUCGCGCCCCAAGACCUCGACGCGAACCCCGGUCAUUACACAGUCAUGGAGCCUUCUGA